AUGCAGUUCACCGCACUCCUCACUGUUGCCUUUGCCCUUAUGGGCUCUAGCAGUGCUCAAAUGUGGAUUCCUUUGAACAUCCCGAUCCCAAGACCAGCUCCAGCUCGAGCCCCCGCCCCUGCUCCGGCAGCCAAUUGCCCACCCUGUCCAGCGGCGCCAGCCUGCCCACCACCACCGCCAUGCCCUGUCUCAGCAGCCAAUGUUGCAAAAGGCCAAGCAGCCUGCAGCAAAGUCUUCCCAGGCUCCGAGCCAGUGUUCAAAGUUGAUGGAAGCCCCAAGGGAUGUGCGCCACCCGGUGGAUUCUGCACGAAGCAGCUCCAGUGCUAG
Messenger RNA from Nannizzia gypsea CBS 118893, 327 nucleotides. RefSeq lists its product as hypothetical. NCBI's taxonomy places the organism in Eukaryota, Fungi, Ascomycota, Eurotiomycetes, Onygenales, Arthrodermataceae. The record is from RefSeq and is a predicted model, not a curated record. The coding region runs from base 1 to 327 and encodes 108 amino acids. The transcript has a single exon.